AUGUCCGACCCUAAGGAAUAUACCAUCGGUUGGAUUUGCGCGAUAAGUACAGAGUAUACUGCGGCGCAAGCUUUUCUUGAUGAGAAGCACCAGGCGCCAGACUUUCUAUCAUCUGCAGACAAUAACGACUACGCAUGUGGCAGGAUUGGAAAGCAUCAGGUCGUCAUUGCCGUCUUACCCGAUGGGGAAUACGGCAUAUCUUCCGCAGCAAAUGUAGCGAGAGACAUGUUGCAUAGCUUUCCUAAUAUUAGGAUUGGCCUGUUGAUAGGCAUCGGCGGCGGUGUACCAAGUUCAAAACACGACAUUCGUCUAGGAGAUAUAGUGGUCAGUACACCUCGCAAUGGGAACAGUGGCAUAUUCCAGUACGAUUUUGGCAAAACCAUACAAGGCCAACCUUUCCAAGCCACAGGAGUCCUAAACCAGCCACCAAGUGCCCUCCGGGCGGCUGUCAGCGGACUCAAAAGCCAGUAUGAGUGCGAAAGUCAUCAGCUAGAAAAGGCUGUCAAUAGGGUUUUGGAGAGAAAUCCACGGCUACGAAAGAAGUAUAAGCGGCCGGAAUCGGGAAGCGACAGGCUCUACCGAAGCGACUUUAUCCACCCUCUGGACAACGAAACUGGCUGUGCAGUAGCCUGCGGAGAUGACCUAUCUCGCCUGAUAAUGCGACACAAACGUACAGCGGAUGAAGAUAACCCGGCAAUUCACUAUGGCUUGAUUGCUUCAGCAAAUCAGUUAAUGAAGGAUGCUUUGGUUCGGGAUCGGCUUACGGCGGAAAGUGGUGUUCUGUGUUUCGAGAUGGAAGCAGCGGGGCUGAUGAACCAUUUCCCUUGCCUUGUCAUUCGCGGUAUUUGCGACUACGCUGACUCCCACAAGAAUAAGGAUUGGCAAGGUUAUGCAGCUAUGGUAGCAGCUGCAUAUGCGCGAGAUCUUCUUUAUCGACUCACUCCUAACAGGGUUGAAAACGAGAAGAGGAUUAAUGAAGUUCUUCUUGGCAUCCAUGCAACUAUCUCCAGGGUCGAAGUUAACGUUGGAAUAAUAAGUUCAAAAUUCAACAGAAACAAAGAGCUUGAAGCACUCGACUGGUUAACCCACUUUGAUUACGGCCCCCAACAGAGUGAUCUUCUUAGAUUGAGGCAACCAGGAACUAGCAAAUGGCUCAUCGAGUCCGCUGAGUACAAAGAUUGGCGAGAAACGAACGAGAAAACGCUGUUAUGCUCAGGCAUUCCCGGAGCUGGGAAGACGAUCCUAACUGCAGUAGUUAUUGACGACCUCGCCACGCAAUGCUUGAACAAUCAUACUCUUGGCCUGGCAUAUAUUUACUGCGACUUCCGGCGGAAGGAUGAUCAGAAGGCUGAAAAUUUAUUAGCGAGUAUUCUCAAACAACUAUCGCACUGCCGGUCUCCACUACCGACAAGUGUAAAAAUGCUCUACGAACAACAUAAAGAUAGACGGACACGACCAUCAUUGAAUGAACUGUUCAGAAGUUUACAAUUCGUGGCCUCAUUAUAUGCGAAAGUAUUCGUGGUCAUUGACGCGCUUGACGAAUGCAAGACUUCGGAUGACAGCCGAAACGUCUUCUUAUCCCGAAUUUUUGACCUACAAAAAGUUUGUUCUGUGAAUAUUUUAGCCACUUCUAGGCCAGUACCAGAAAUUAUGGAGAGGUUCAGCGGCGAUAAGUUGGAAAUUCGUGCGCAUGAAAGUGACGUGGAAAAAUAUUUAGAAGGGCGCAUUUCACAGGCUGGAUCAGAGCUCUUGAACACACAUAAGGAAGAAAUCAAGAGAAGAAUCACAGAACUUGCAGAUGGAAUGUUCUUGCUUGCACAUCUUCUCUUUGAUUCUAUAAAAACAAAGAUAACACUGAAGCAGAUCAAGGAGACAUUGUCAAGAAUUUCAAAGGGACCUGAAGCAUAUGAAAAAGCGUAUAAGGAUGCUCAAUGCCGAAUCGAAGGCCAGAAUCCUGAUGCAUCAAAACUUGCAAUGGAUGUCUUGAUGUGGAUCACUUGCUCUAAGAGGCAACUUAGUUCUUGGGAGCUUCAGGAGGCGCUUGCAGUGGAACCAGGGACACUGUGUAUGGACAAAGACAAUAUCCCGCAAGUUAAAACCAUGGUCUCUGUAUGCGCUGGGUUAGUCGUGGUUGACGAAGAAAGCAAGAUCAUGCGUUUAGUCCACCACACCGCGCAGGAAUAUUUUGAGAGGAACCAGAACUAUUGGUUCCCCUCCGCGGAGUCCCGCUUGACGAUUGUCUGUGUCACAUAUCUCUCAUUCGACCUCUUUGAAACUGGGUUUUGCGUGAAUGAUGAGGAUUUUGAGAUUCGAAUUCAGCAAAAUCCUCUCUACGACUAUGCAGCGCGGAAUUGGGGGCACCAUGCCCGUGCAGCUGGGAUUGAAACAGCAAGCAUCACCCAAAGUCUUCUGAAAAGCAACGCAAAAGUCUGCGCCUUGAGUCAGGCUCUGACAGUCUCUAAACCAAAGUGGUACCCGGGCUAUAGUCAAGGCAUAAGGCAGAUGACAGCCCUACACCUUGCCGCUUACUUUGGAAUCAAAGAGGCAGCAACUCAAGUUCUCGAAAGUCAGGGUUGCUGGGAUAUCAGGGAUAGUGAUGGUCGGACGCCGCUAUCUUGGGCAGCAGAGAACGGACACCUGGCCAUCGUGGAGCUGCUCCUUGAGAACGGCGCCUACCUUAGGUCAAGAGACAACUUCGGUCGAACUCCGCUUUCCAGGGCUGCAGCCAAUGGACACGAAAACAUCAUCAAGCUACUUCUUGAAAGACGUACGAACUUUCUGAAAGCAUUUUCAAUUAUCCGCAAGAUACUAAUAUGGAAAACGGCCAAACUUAUCUCCUCCAUCCUAGGCCACGCCUCUGCCCUGAGCCUAUCGCUGCCGUUCAAGAGCAAGACAGAACUCAACCCUGCAUUUGAAGCUAUCGAAGAUCAAGUUACACCCUGUGAAGAUUGGAGAGAAGCAGUAAACACGAUAGAUUUACAGGACGAUAUCGGAAGAACUCCCCUUUACUGGGCAAUUGUGAAACAGCAUACUCGCUCUGUGGACUUGCUGUUACAACAAGGGGCAUCAACUGAUUUGUGUGAUAAAGAGUCCAAGUGCGCUAUUCAUUUUGCUGCAGAAAUUGGUAACGAGGCACUUGUCCAACGGCUCCUCCAAAAUUCUGAAAUGAUUGAAGCAAAAGACCGUCAUGGGCGAUCGCCACUACUGUGUGCAGUGGAGAAUUUGCACGCCGGGGUGAUUCAUUCACUUGUUCAAGCAGGAGCACAAGUGAAUGUUUUCAACAAUAUGCAUAAAAAUCCACUGCACCUUAUCUCUCGGGGCCCUAGGCAUAAAGAUAGAUUUGCACUGCUGGGUUAUUUUAUUUCCCAGGGAACGUCUACAGGCCUCUGUGAUGUUAAGAACAUGACACCCUUUUUGUAUGCUUUAGUAAGUCGGUCUGAGGAUCUUGCUCUACUCUUCCUUGACACCGGAUUCGAGGUGAACUUUGGACUGCAUAGGCGAUGUUGGACCAGACGGAUGGAAAAUGUUCUCGAGACUUAUGGGCUUGAUGAAAGUUUCGAGAGAUCGAUUAGAGGAGAAUCUUCUGUCGGAUUGACUGCACUUCACUUUACAGCUCUGAACGGGAUAGUGGGAAUGACCAUGUUUCUACUUAACCACGGCGCUGAUCCCAAUGCUAUAGACGAAGAUGGUGACACGCCUUUACAUUUGGCAAUUCGAUGCCAGAUAGGAGGACACAAGUAUGAUGACCCCUGGGUGACUGGAGAGUAUGCGGUGGAGACGUUAUCCGACAUUAUCACCGAUUAUGAAGAAGAAGAAGAAGCGAACGAAGUAUGGGAAGUGAUUGAUCAAGCGAGGGAAAGUACGGUCCAGCAGCUUUUGAAAAGCCCAGAUAUUGAUGUCAACAUUGCAAAUAAUAACGGGGAAUUUCCACUGCAUGUGAUCCCAUUCGAAACUGGAAGUGCACACCUUGCCUUCACCGUCCUAUCGGCCCUUCUCGACCAUGGUGCGCAUGUGUCUAGGUUGAAUUCGAAGCGUCAAUCUUGCCUUCACCUAGCCAGCAAGGCAGGAAAUCUGGAUGCUGUUCGCAUACUUGUGGAAAAAGGAGGUGACAUUACAUUACUCGAUGUGUAUAACUUGAGUCCGGUCCACUAUGCUGUUUGCCACAAUCAUUCAGACGUCAUACGACUCAUGUACGAAAACUGCCACGAGCAACUCUCAAGAAUCUGCGUCCAAUAUGAUGAUCUAGGGAAGAGCAUGCUACAUUACCACGCUGAAUCAUUAAUGUGCUCUACUGAGAUGAUCAGUCUUCUCAUGAAGCUUGGCUGUGACGUGGAUAAACUUGAUACAGAGGGUAACUCAGCACUCAGUCAAUAUCUAAGGUCUUUCCAUUUGCAAAUCAAGUAUGACGUCUUCAAACUUCUUCGUGAGCGUUCAAGAACGGAAGGCAUACGCUGGACGGACCAGAAGCAACGAAAUCUUCUACAUCUCUUGAUGCGACAGUGGAGCGAUGACAACGUUCAUAUACUUGAGGAUCUGAUGGAUUAUGUGGACAUAACGACGAAGGAUGCUUAUGGCAUGGGUAUUGAACAUCAUGGCGCGAUCCACGGCGCAUUCAACAAAUUUCUUACACGAUUCCUUAGAAAAAGGGCCUAUCUCAACCUCCACAGCAAGGAUUUCAAGGGCAAAACACCUCUUCAGUAUGCCGAAGAAGAGGCCAACCGAAAGCGUCACCGGAAUCUUUUUCAAGGUCAUCGGUGGCAGAGGUCUUUGCAGAAUUUGAGGGAUGGCGAUGAAAAUGAUUGA
Molecule: messenger RNA, 4803 nt
Organism: Penicillium robsamsonii
Lineage: Eukaryota; Fungi; Ascomycota; Eurotiomycetes; Eurotiales; Aspergillaceae
Product: ankyrin
Exons: 3
Coding region: 1-4803 (1600 amino acids)
Biological process (GO): nucleoside metabolic process
Molecular function (GO): protein binding; catalytic activity
Source: RefSeq, a predicted model, not a curated record